This is a messenger RNA of Coregonus clupeaformis (lake whitefish), 795 nucleotides long. RefSeq names its product interferon alpha/beta receptor 2. The transcript has 6 exons. Gene Ontology annotation, molecular function: protein binding. NCBI's taxonomy places the organism in Eukaryota, Metazoa, Chordata, Actinopteri, Salmoniformes, Salmonidae. Bases 1 to 795 code for a protein of 264 amino acids. The record is from RefSeq and is a predicted model, not a curated record.
AUGGGGCCUUGGACCCUGCUGCUCCUGCACCUACCCCUGGUGGUGUCCAUGCUCCCAGCCCCUACCAACGUGUCCAUCGUCUCCUUCAACCUGGAGCACACUCUGACCUGGCUGCCCGGUCCAGGGACUCCUGCCAACACACAUUUCAUAGUUCAGUGCCUCAGGAAGAACUCAUGGCAGCUUGUGAAGGGUUGUGCCAGGUUGAAGACCAGCCAGUCAUGUGACCUCACUAACACGUUCAAGGAUUCCUUCCGUCAUUACAAAGCCCGUGUUCAGGCCUUCACCCCGACUCAGAAGUCCAACUGGUCCCUCUCUAUGCUCUUCUACCCCUUGACUGACACGUUGCUGGGCCCUCUAGUGGUGUCCUUGUCCGGCUGUGGGAACUGCCUGCUCCUGCAGGUAACUCCCCCCACAUCCAGGGGCCUGCAGCGCUCCCUGUCCCUCACACAGCUCCUCUACAGGCAGUUCACCUGCCAGGUGCGCCGGACCAGGGACGGAUCUCAGUUCAGCAUGUGGGUCACCUCCACUGAGGAGACUGUGAUUGGCUACCUGGAGCCAGGGGCGGAGUAUUGCGUGACUGUCGCCCCGUCUACGACCUUUAACCCUCACUCAGUCCCCUCUGAGCCCCACUGUGCCUUCACCAGCCCUACUGCUGCCAACACAGUGCCUGUGGUUCUGAGUGUACUGUGUGCCUUUAGCCUCCUGGUGGUGCUCCUCUGUGGAGUGGUGGUCUACAGUGGUCGCCUGCUCUGUCUGCACAAACCUCUCCCCAGAACACUGGUACUAUUGCCAUGA